AUGUCUUCAAGAGAAUCUGACCGCAUCUCAUCUGCGCAACAAACGCUCGACAUCCUUUAUGAAAUCUCUCAGCUUUUGAACACGCAACUGGAUAAAGAGACGUUAGCCACUUGCGUGGGCAUGAUUGAGAGUGGCGUCAAUCCUGAAGCGCUUGCAGCCGUAAUUCUUGAGCUCAGGAGAGAGAGCACGGCACUACAGCAAGGUCAAGCGGCGACGUUGUCGGCUCAACCUACCACAACCAACGGUAGAGUAAGCCGACCCGCGAGCAGAUUAGGCACGAGAUAA
This is a messenger RNA of Stereum hirsutum FP-91666 SS1, 285 nucleotides long. RefSeq lists its product as uncharacterized. The transcript has 3 exons. Bases 1 to 285 code for a protein of 94 amino acids. NCBI's taxonomy places the organism in Eukaryota, Fungi, Basidiomycota, Agaricomycetes, Russulales, Stereaceae. Gene Ontology annotation, biological process: microtubule nucleation by interphase microtubule organizing center; mitotic spindle assembly; gamma-tubulin complex localization. The record is from RefSeq and is a predicted model, not a curated record. Gene Ontology annotation, cellular component: centrosome; gamma-tubulin ring complex; spindle.